Sorghum bicolor (sorghum) is the source of this 1367-nucleotide messenger RNA. Its product is annotated as homeobox protein knotted-1-like 3. The transcript is spliced from 6 exons. The coding region runs from base 1 to 972 and encodes 323 amino acids. Gene Ontology annotation, cellular component: nucleus. Lineage: Eukaryota; Viridiplantae; Streptophyta; Magnoliopsida; Poales; Poaceae. Gene Ontology annotation, molecular function: DNA binding. Gene Ontology annotation, biological process: regulation of DNA-templated transcription. The record is from RefSeq and is a predicted model, not a curated record.
AUGCAGGGCGGCGGCGGCGGCGGUGAUCAAGCAGGAGGGAGCCUAGGCAUGGACAUGGGCGUGGGGUACGCCGCCGGCAGCGGCGGCGCCGAGUGCUCGUCGUCGACUUCGGCGGCGGCUGCAGCAGCGGCUGCCGCGGCCGCCGCAGCCGCCGCGGCGGCGGCCGAGGCGGAGGAGCGGCAGCUGCUCAAGGGGGAGAUCGCGGUGCACCCGCUGUGCGAGCAGCUGGUGGCGGCGCACGUGGGGUGCCUGCGCGUGGCGACGCCCAUCGACCACCUCCCGCUCAUCGACGCGCAGCUGGCCCAGUCCAGCGGCCUCCUCCACUCCUACGCCGCCCACCACCGCCCCUUCCUCUCCCCGCACGACAAGCACGACCUCGACUCCUUCCUCGCGCAGUAUCUGAUGCUGCUGUGCUCGUUCCGGGAGCAGCUGCAGCAGCACGUCCGGGUGCACGCCGUGGAGGCCGUCAUGGCGUGCCGCGAGAUCGAGCAGUCGCUCCAGGACCUCACCGGAGCGACGCUAGAGGAAGGGACGGGGGCGACCAUGUCGGAGGACGAGGACGAGCCCCCCAUGCUAGAGGGGGCCCUGGACAUGGGCUCCGAUGGGCACGACAUGAUGGGCUUCGGCCCGCUCCUGCCCACCGACUCGGAGCGCUCACUCAUGGAGAGGGUCAGGCAGGAGCUUAAGAUCGAGCUCAAGCAGGGUUUCAAGUCAAGAAUAGAGGAUGUGAGGGAGGAAAUUCUGAGGAAAAGGAGGGCCGGGAAGCUGCCUGGGGACACCACCAGCAUCCUCAAGCAAUGGUGGCAGCAGCACUCCAAGUGGCCAUACCCCACGGAAGACGAUAAGGCAAAGCUUGUUGAAGAGACUGGCCUGCAGCUGAAACAAAUCAACAACUGGUUCAUCAACCAGAGGAAGCGAAACUGGCACAACAACUCCCAGACGUCAACCCUCAAAUCAAAGCGUAAAAGGUGAUGGAGGGCAAGCUGCACAAUGUAAUGCACACCUGCUGACACAUAUACCAACACGCUAAUCAAACGAAGCUCGACGACCAUGGCGACUCACAAAAAUAAAGAGGAUCGGCCGAUCGAUUCAACUGUAUAUCUAGUGAUUAGUCAGAGGUGACAGGUUGAUGACACACACAUACACGUACACUAGUCUGACCACUGGCAUAUUUGUUUGCUGUGAUUUUUGAGCUCAUGUGCUCAGAGCAUACUUCAUUCUUGUUAUUAUUAUUGUAUAGCCAUAUUUUGUCCCCCAGCGUACAUACAUAAUCUGAGGAUUAAAAAUCCAUCCCCUGUGCACAUAUAUAGUGAUCUGAUCUGACCAUCAUCUGCUGGCAGAAAGAGAGAAAAAACAGAGGUUGCAUU